Messenger RNA from Bufo gargarizans (Asiatic toad), 4328 nucleotides. It is a transcript of the gene WDR19, whose product is annotated as WD repeat domain 19. The record is from RefSeq and is a predicted model, not a curated record. Gene Ontology annotation, molecular function: protein binding. Gene Ontology annotation, biological process: intraciliary retrograde transport; cilium assembly. NCBI's taxonomy places the organism in Eukaryota, Metazoa, Chordata, Amphibia, Anura, Bufonidae. Gene Ontology annotation, cellular component: intraciliary transport particle A; cilium. The transcript is spliced from 37 exons. The coding region runs from base 116 to 4153 and encodes 1345 amino acids.
UUUUCGUCUUGAUUGGCGGGACGGUUACCAUGGAAUUAAGUGACGCUCUGCAGUUUGCCGCCCCCAGUUACCCUGGGUACGCGCAUGCGCAGUGCCUUACUGCACGGUGUCCAGAAUGAAGCGGGUCUUUUCAUUGACAGAGAAGGGAUUGCUUGGUCAUCCCAUCCAGUAUGUGUGGCAGAAGACUCUAGGAAAUUACAUUGUAGUUACUGGAGCGGAUCACACCGUGAAAAUCUAUGAUCGCCAUGGCCAGAAGAAGGAUGAAAUUAACUUACCCGGUAUGUGUUACUCUAUGGACUGGGACAAAGAUGGCAGCGCUUUGGCCAUUGUUGCUGAAAAAUCUAGUUCAAUCUACAUGUGGGACUCCAAUACGUGUAAAACAAGCCAGUUAGACAGUGGCAUGAGAGACCAAAUGUCUUUCCUGCUCUGGUCAAAGACUAGUUCAUUACUAGCUGUGGGGACAUCGAAAGGAAACCUGCUGGUUUAUAAUCUGCAAACAUCUAGGAAAGUUCCAGUCCUGGGUAAACACACCAGGCGCAUCACUUGUGGCUGCUGGAGCUCUCAGAAUUUGCUGGCUCUAGGAGGUGAAGAUAAAAUGAUUACCAUCAGUAAUCAGGAAGGGGACACAAUCCGACAGACCUCUGUGCGGAUGGAACCGAGUGACAUUCAGUUCUCAGUGAUGAAGACAGAUGAGCGGGCGUCCCCAGGAGAAAGCACUGUAAGUGUUGUCGUAGGAAAGAAAACCUUGUUCCUAUUCAACCUGAAUGAUCCGGAUAACCCAAUAGAACUGGCCUUCCAGCAGCGCUACGGCUCCAUUGUCUCCCAUCGAUGGUACGGCGAUGGAUACGUCAUGAUUGGCUUCUCUCUUGGAUUCUUUGUGGUGAUUUCCACACACAUGAGUGAGAUUGGUCAGGAGCUCUUCCAGGCCAGUAACCACAAGGACAACCUGACCAGCAUCGCUAUUUCACAGUCACUGAACAAAGCCGCGUCCUGCGGAGACAACAGCAUAAAAAUCCAUGAUCUAACAGAGCUGAAAGAAAUGUACGCCAUCAUUACCCUGGAUGAUGAAACUAAAGGACUAGAUAAACUUUCCUGGACAGACGAUGGUCAGUUAUUGGCUGUAUCCACACAGAGGGGUUCCCUCAAUGUCUUCUUAACCAAACUUCCUAUACUUGGAGAUACUAGUGGUACAAAGAUUGCAUAUCUCACGUCCCUGCUGGAGGUUACAGUGUGCAAUCCCGUGGAAGGGGAACUGCCAAUCACAGUUUCAGUUGAAGUGGAGCCCAAUUUUGUGGCUGUUGGCCCGUAUCAUGUUGCUGUGGGAAUGAACAAUCGUGCCUGGUUCUAUGCUCUGACAGAGAACGGUGUGGAGAGGCUGAAGGACAUGGAAUACCUGGGUACAGUCGCCAGUAUGUGCCUAAAUUCUGACUAUGCAGCUGCUCUGUUUGAGGGAAAAGUGCAGUUGCAUAUGAUUGAAAGCGAGCCUGUAGAAUCUCAAGAAGAGAGGGAGACCCGUCUCUUUCCAUCCACAGAUGAGAAGUAUCGGAUUCUGUGCCAUGCUGUGACGGGAGAUUUCCUCAUUUAUGGCACCAAUACCGGACUAGUGAAGUACUUUUACCUGGAAGAUUGGCAGUAUGUGAAUGAAUAUCGGCAUCCAGUCAGUGUCAAGAAGGUAUUUCCUGAUGCAUCUGGGACUAGAUUGAUCAUCAUUGAUGAGAAGACUGAAGGUUUUGUCUACUGCCCGAAAAAUGACAACUUAUAUGAGAUUCCAAACUUCUCUCCAACCAUUAAAGGAAUAUUAUGGGAAAACUGGGCAAUGGAUAAAGGGGUCUUCUGUGCAUUUGAUGAUGAUAAAGUAUUUACAUAUGUCUUCCAUAAGGACACUAUACAAGGCUCCAAGGUGAUUUUGGCAGGAGGUACCAAACUACCAUACGGCCACAAGCCAGUCCUCUUACAUAAUGGAGAAUUGACUUGUCAGACACAAAGCGGCAUGCUAAACAAUAUAUUCCUGGGCACACAUAGCUUCCUGAGCAACAUGAAAGAGGCAGAAGCCAACGAUCUAAAGAAAAUGUUAACACAGACUUUAAUGCUACGAAGGUUCCCAGACGCCUGGAGUGUGUGCACCUUGUUGAAUACAGAGGAGGCUUGGAAUGAGCUAGCCCGGGCCUGUCUGCACCACAUGGAGGUGGAGUUUGCUGUACGGGUAUAUCGGACCAUCGGCAGUGUGGGCAUGGUGAUGUCCCUGGAACAGAUAAAGGGAAUAGAAGAUCAUAACCUCCUAGCAGGACAUCUUGCCAUGUUCACCAAUGACUUCAACCUUGCUCAGGAUCUCUACUUGGCCUCUAGCAAUCCUAUUUGUGCACUUGAGGUCAGAAGAGACUUGCAGCAUUGGGAUAGCGCUCUACAGCUUGCAAAGCGGCUGGCUCCCAACCAGAUACCAUUUAUAUCAAAGGAGUAUGCCAUACAGCUGGAGUUCACGGGUGACUAUGUAAAUGCUCUUGCCCAUUAUGAGAAAGGAAUGACUGGAGACAGCAUGUAUCAGGAACACGAUGAAACAUGUCUUGCUGGAGUGGCUCGAAUGUCCAUCCGUAUGGGAGACAUCCGGCGCGGGGUUAAUCAGGCUCUCAAACACCCCAGUAGACUACUGAAGAAAGACUGUGGCGCUAUUCUGGAGAGCAUGAAGCAAUUCUCAGAAGCAGCUCAGCUCUACGAGAAGGGCCAGUACUAUGACAAAGCUGCUUCUGUGUACAUCCGAUGUAAAAACUGGGCAAAGGUUGGCGAACUGCUUCCUAAUGUGUCUUCUCCCAAGAUCCACCUGCAGUAUGCCAAAGCAAAGGAGGCAGAUGGGAAAUAUAAAGAGGCCGCCUUGGCUUAUGAGAAUGCAAGAGACUGGGAUAAUGUCAUCCGGAUCUACUUGGACCAUUUAAACAAUCCUGAGAAAGCAGUUGGAAUUGUGAAAGAGACCCAGUCGCUGGAGGGGGCAAAGAUGGUUGCAAGGUUUUUCCUCCGUCUUGGAGAUUAUGGUUCAGCAAUUCAGUUCUUAGUAUUGUCCAAGUGCAACAAUGAAGCAUUCCAGCUGGCCCAGCAGCACAACCAGAUGGAGAUCUACGCUGAUGUUAUAGGAUCUGAGGACACCAGUAAUGAAGAUUAUCAGAGUAUCGCACUUUACUUCGAGGGAGAGAAGAAGCAUUUUCAAGCAGGGAAGUUUUUUUUGCUUUGUGGUCAACAUGCAAGGGCAUUGAAACACUUUUUAAAGUGCUCAACUACUGAAGAAAAUGCAGCCAUAGAAAUGGCAAUCGAUACGGUUGGCCAGGCCAAAGAUGAGAUGCUGACCAAUCAGCUGAUAGACUAUCUAAUGGGUGAAAGUGACGGCAUGCCUAAGGAUGCUAAGUAUUUAUUCCGCUUGUAUAUGGCGCUAAAGCAAUACAGGGAAGCAGCCCGCACAGCCAUCAUCAUAGCCAGGGAGGAGCAGUCUGCAGGUAAUUAUCGAAACGCACAUGACGUGCUCUUCAGUAUGUAUAUGGAACUGAAAACACAGAAGAUCAAGAUUCCUGCAGAAAUGGCUACAAACCUAAUGAUUCUUCACAGCUACAUCUUAGUCAAGAUCCAUGUAAAGCGUGGAGACCACAUGAAAGGAGCCCGUAUGCUGAUACGUGUUGCCAAUAACAUAAGUAAAUUUCCAUCCCACAUAGUCCCGAUCCUGACUUCUACAGUAAUCGAAUGCCAUCGAGCUGGUCUGAAGAACUCUGCGUUCAGCUUUGCAGCCAUGCUGAUGAGGCCUGAAUAUCGUAAUAAAAUAGAUGCAAAGUACAAGAAGAAGAUUGAGGCCAUGGUCAGGCGACCAGACACCUCAGAAGUGGAAGAAGAGACCACACCGUGCCCAUUCUGUGACUUCAAACUCCCAGAGUGUGAGCUUCUCUGUCCAGGCUGCAAGAACAACCUACCGUACUGUGUAGCAACUGGUCGGCAUAUGGUUAAAGACGACUGGUGCAUCUGCCCACAUUGUGAAUUCCCAGCCCUGCAUUCAGAGUUCAAAACACUUUUGGAAUCAGAAAGCAUCUGCCCCAUGUGUUCUGAGAGGGCGACAUCUGCUCAGCUGAAAAAAGUUCUGGACUGUUCUCCAUAUCUCAGGCAGGAGCAGGAGGAUCAGUAACACUGUCAUUUGGCCUUCAUAUCUUUUGACGUUUCACGGAAUUUGCAGCCUUCGUAUGUUUUAGGCACACUGUGUUGUAAUGAGUCCUGUAUAUACUUUUCAAUGAGGAUUUUGUAUUUGUGAGUUACCGAUUAUUAUUAAACCUCAAUAUUUAUAAUAAACAGUUUUUACUGUC